GACAAGGGGAAGUGACUAGCUAGGUGAGAGAGCAAGAACAAAAAAAAUAAAAUGGUCAGAAAUGGCACUAAAAUGCCAAGUUUUUGCUUAGCAAAAAUUAGGCCACAUGUUAGAGUGCGUUCACAAACUAUACAAUUGAAAGAAAACAACAUUGAUUCUUUUACUAAAACCGAAGACCAAAAAUCCAAAGAUUCUGAUAGUUGUUGCAAUGAGAAAGAUAUUACAUCGGGAGAUGUCCCUAAAGUUGAUCAAGUGCCUCCGAAGGUUAUUAGCAGGAAAGUGAUGAUCGUUGUCGAUUCAAGUAUUGAAGCGAAAAACGCAUUGCAAUGGGCCUUGACGCAUACAGUUCAGGGCCAUGACAUUCUAGUUCUUCUAUAUGUUAAAAAGAUUACUUCUAUGCAAGGAAAUGAUCAGGGGACUAAUAAUAAGGAGAAAGCUACCAAAAUUCCUGGAUUUCUUUCUGCAAUGAAAAACACAUGUCAGAUGAAAUACUCGGAUCUACAAGUUGAGAUAUUGAUGGUAGAAGGAACAGAGAAGGGUACAACCAUUGUGGAAGAAGCAAAAAAACAAGAGGUGACAAUGUUGGUACUAGGACAAAAGAAGCAACCAUUUACAUGGCGUCUAUUGUUGACGUGGGCCGGCAGACCGUUGGGUGGCAAUGGUGGCGGAGUGGCGGAUUAUUGUGUCCAAAACGCCACUUGUAUGGCAGUAGCGGUACGAAGGAAGAGUAAAAGAGUUGGUGGCUAUCUUAUUACAACCAAACGUCAAAAGGAUUUUUGGCUCUUGGCUUGAUCAAAAGCUUAGAAUAAAAUUAAGGGUAAGUUUCAUCAUAUAUUGUUUGUUUUGGUCUAGUUUUGAGUACAUAUGAUUUGUACAUUCUUAAAUGGUAAAUGAGGAUUGGAUUGGAUUGUGUUUUA
This is a messenger RNA of Erigeron canadensis, 917 nucleotides long. RefSeq lists its product as uncharacterized. The record is from RefSeq and is a predicted model, not a curated record. Bases 52 to 792 code for a protein of 246 amino acids. The transcript has 3 exons. NCBI's taxonomy places the organism in Eukaryota, Viridiplantae, Streptophyta, Magnoliopsida, Asterales, Asteraceae.